AGGGGGGAGGAAAGUGCAGCUCGCGCGACCAGCCUCCUCUUCCAACGUCACAUUGUGCAGGAGACAAAACCCGGGCGCGCCGGAGCUCACACGCGCACGCACACACAGCAGACCAGGUCGCCUCUUCCCUCCUGGCGCUGCCGAGAAAGCCAGCCCUCCUUUCCCUUCCCGGGGCGCGGAGCAGCAAGCUUAGAGAGGAGCCCGCAGCCGACCCAGAAGGCGAAGAAAGCCGGCGGACAAGCCUCCUUUCUCUGCUGCCUGCCCAGACCGGAGCGCCCCAUCCCCCGCCCGGAACUCCGUCUCUCCCACCCCACCCCUCUGGGCUUUGCGCGGACAGCGCCCUGAACCGGGUGUGCCCCCAGUUUGGAACCCGCGUUUCAGCACUUCGGACAGCACCCGGACGCCCCGGCCCCUUUGGGUUGGCUAUGGCGAGCGUUCAGCAGGGCGAGAAGCAGCUUUUUGAGAAGUUCUGGCGAGGAACCUUCAAAGCGGUGGCCACUCCUCGUCCCGAGAGCAUCAUCGUUGCUAGUAUCACGGCUCGCAAGCCGCUGCCAAGGGCAGAGCCCCAGAGCAGCCCCAUGGUCACAGCCCAAGAUGGAUCUUCAGAAAAGCUGGGCCAGCGCCUGGCCACAGAGGCCUUGGGCACGAACAGCUGGGAGAGAGACAAGGCCUGUCGGGAACUGGGUCCUGCCCGAGCACGCAGUGCCUCCCAUGACCGAGACUUGACUCCACCGCCUUCUUCCAAGGGGAAAAAGAAAAAGAAAAAAUCAACCCGGAAGAAGAGAAGGAGGUCCCCAUCCUACAGCCCAUCACCUGUCAAGAAAAAGAAGAAGAAAAGUUCUAAGAAACAUAAGCGACGCAGGUCAUUCUCCAAGAAAAGAAGGCACAGCUCCUCUAGCCCAAAAAGCAAAAGAAAGGAAGUGAAGAGGCACAAAAAACAAUCCCGAAGCCGGCCCCGAAAGUCUCAUCGUCACCGCCAUCACCGCUGUCCCUCCAGGUCCCAGAGCUCAGAGUCGCGCUCCUCCAGCUAUGAGAACAGGCACCGAGGCCGGUCUCCUGAGGAAGGGCGGAAGUCCCGCCACAGGCACUCCCGCCGCUGCUCCAAGACCCUCGGCAAGGCCAGCCCCGAGGCCCGGUCCAGCCACCCUCCCAGCCAGCCUCUCCAGAUGCUCAGCUUCCUGUCGUCCAGGGGUGUAAUCACUGGGUCGGGGUCUGCCGCUGACCUCUUUACCAAAACAGCCAGCCCGCUCGCCACCUCCCGAGGACGCUCACAGGAGUAUGACUCAGGCAAUGACACAUCCUCGCCACCCUCCACGCAAACCAGCUCAGCCAGGUCUCAGGGCCAGGAGAAGGGGAGCCCCAGUGCGGGUCUCAGCAAAGGCCAGGAGCUGAACAGCGGCAACACCUCGGAUUCAGGGAAUUCCUUCACCACCUCCUCACCCCAGAACAAAGGGGCCAGUCUGGAGAAUCUCUCUCCCCCCAGCAGGGGCAGAGAGUCAAGAGGAUUUCAGUCACCAUGUCUGGAGUGUGCCGAGGUGAAGAAGUCCAGUUUGGUUCCAUCCACAGGCCAAAGCUCCCCUCUGAAAGAGUGCUCCCGCAGCUCCUCCUACGCCAGCACCCGAUCCUCCAGUCGUUCUUCCAGAUCCCCAAACCCCAGGGCCUCUCCCAGGUACACUCGGAGCCGAUCCACCUCCUCUGAAAAAAGGUCCUACUCCCGCUCUCCCAGCUACUCCUCCAAGUCUGGCAAGAGGAGCCCUCCUAGCAGAAGCUCCCGGUCCCGCCGCAGCCCCAGCUACUCCCGCUACAGCCCUAACAGGGAGCGGGACCCCAAGUUCAGUGAGGAUUCGCAGCAAAGGGAGCGCGAGAGAGCGCGCCGGAGAAGGCGGUCCUACUCACCCAUGAGGAAGCGCCGGAGAGACUCCCCCAGCCACCUGGAGGCCCGCAGGAUAACAAGUGCCCGGAAACGCCCCAUCCCUUACUACCGGCCCAGCCCCUCCUCGUCCAGCAGCCUCAGCAGCGCCUCCUCCUGGUACAGCAGUAGCAGCAGCCGCUCAGCCAGCCGCAGCUAUUCCAGGAGUCGCAGUCAGAGCCGCAGCCGAAGUCGGAGCCGGAGCAGGAGCCGGAGCAGGACCCGCAGUAGCAGCAGCUCCGGCUCCCGCAGCCCAAGCCUGGGCUCCCGGAGCCGGAGUCGGAGUCGGAGCCGGAGCCGGAGUUACAGCUCAGCAGACAGCUACUCGAGCACGAGGCGCUAGGCAGAGGCUAUCCCUUGAGCCAGCUGCUCGCGGGACCCUUUUUGCUCUGCCAGCCUCUCCUACACCUGCCCCAUCUACCUUCUGCUGGUGACAGAUAUACAGGGCUCCUGGACCCUGUCCUGCCUGCUUUCCUGGGAGAGGAAAAGAGGGUAUAGGAGCUUUCCUCCCUCUGUCCAGUUGAUAGGAGCCUCUACCAGCACCACCCUGGGGCUCAACUCAGGCCCGGGCAUAUGGAGAGAACCCCCCCUUUUUUUUUUCCUUGCAUAGCAAACCUCACAGUUUUGUGAGAAGCAAUGGGUCCAUGACUCAAAAGCUUUGGACUUGGCUAGCAAUGUGUGGAGACAAAUCUGCUCACUCACUGCUCGCAGGAUGUGUACAGAAGGCCAAGGGGGCUCAUCCCACCUGCCCUCAUUUUCAUUUUUCCUGCCAUCCACCCUCGUAGCUGCACGUUUAUGGGCCCCCAUCCCAAGAACAGGUGAGGGUGGAGGCAAAGGGCAGUUGAAGUCUGAGGUAAAGAGCCAAGCCUUUAACCUCUCCAAACAGUGCAGAGCUAAGGCUGGAGGGGCCUAACAGAGAGGACGUGCAUGUAUAGGGGACGUGGACACUGGAGAUGGUGGCAGAUGUCAGGGGAUUAGAGAUGAGAUCCCUGAUUAUAAGUGCAGAAGCAAAAAGCAGAGGUCACCUGUUACCUCCAAUAUGCUAACGUGGUCAGGGGAAGGAGCCCAUCAGGCUCCAUGUUCAUAGAACAUUGUCCUUGGCCACCCCACAGGAAGAGAGGCAGUGAACAGUCAGGACAGCCCUGACACAGACCUGUGUCCCUAGUUUGCCUCAGUCCUGCUAGCUGGCACUGACUUAAUUCCAUGGGACCAUCUGCUGAGCAUUCUCUGGUGCCGUGGCCAGCUGCCAGCCCCCAGCGCCAGCCAGUCUGGCCUUGUCCUCCGGUUGGCGCACGUCCACCCCCUCCCCUCUUCCCAGCCUGCCACACCCCAAUGCUAUCCAGGGCAGCCUGGCAUUUCCCCUCCCACCCUUCAGCCUAAACCACUUUCCUUGCCUCAGGAUUUUUGCCAGGAUGGAACAAAGACUCAAAUUCAGAGAGUCUGCAGGUAAGGGUCUCGAGUGCUCCAUAUCUGGGCUUUUGCUAGUUUCUGAGAUUUCUUGUCAGCUUGGGAAAGCGCUGGCUUCAUUUCUGCCCUCACCCACAUGUCCCCUGCCCAGGACUAGGCAGCAAGGGUAAGCUGCCCUCUGACACACAAAUACCACCAGCUGCUUCAUCUGCGGAAGGCACUGAGAACACACAGGCCAGGGAGAAGCUCCCUAAAAUAACUCCAGGGCAUCCCCCUCACCAGCUGCAUGGCUUUCCGGAGCCUUGUGGGUGAGUCUCAAGUUUGGGUGGCAGUAGCAACAGGACAGGGCAUGAAGGGACAGAGCAAGGAGGACAAUUUCCAGUUUCAGUUUGGGGUCAUGGGGUUGUGGGGGAGCACAGAGCCUUCCCACUCCAAGGAGAAUGCUUGGAAAAUGCUUUUCUUCUUGGAAACAGUAAUCUCUUGCUUGAUCUUUCCCAUCAUAUCAGCUCCCCUCUGGGAGGGAGGGGGAUGAGAACUCCCCAGGGGUGGCAACCCCUCUGAACGUCCUGCCUCCAGCACAAGAGAGAAGCAUCUGUCCGCAGGCUGCAGUGUAUAACCUGGCCUUCCCACUAUGGCUUCUAGCCCAGACCAAAGCCUGUCCACCAGGACUCGUGGAUCCCAAUGCUGUCACUGCAGAAGGCCGGAUGGCAGGUGCCUGGGAUGGGGCGCGUGCCCCAGGAGGACAUGUACAGCAACUGUAAAUAACCCUCUUCCCCGCCCAGGAACCCAGACUGGACUCGUCUCUCUUCAUGGAGACAAAGGCUUCCUGAAGCCACCAAACCUCCUUAGCAGGUUGGCUAAGAGAGGCAUGGGCGCCUCCCAUGCAGACAACUCCAGGGGACCAUUUUGCCUAAGGCUCCUAGCAAAACUUUUAUUUAUUUUAUUUAUUUGUUUGUUUAUUUAUUUAUUUAUGUGAUGAUAGCUUUCUUUCACCACUAGCAGUAUUUAUUUAUUUAUUAAUUUGUUUAUUUAUAUGAGAAAGAUUUUUUUUGUGUGUAUGUAUAACAUGUUUCAGGAGGUAGGAGAACUUGUAAGUUAUUUUUAUGCAUCUCUUUUUUUUUGUUAUGUAUUUAUGGAUGUGAUUUAAGAGGCCAAAUGUGAAAAGGGAUGUUCUUUCCCCUGAAACUUCUAAGUCCGGAUCAUUCUAGAAUUGGCCCAGAAGUACAUGAGUCCCCAGGUUUAUUACUCAUCAAGAUGCUGAGAAGUUCAUGCCCAGGCCCCAGGCCCCGCCCACCAGCUACCUCACUGAGGUAUUAGGAAGAGCAGCCAAAGAACUCAUGAACUAAGACACUGAACUGACACAGUGGGGUCACAGCUAACAUUGGGGGCUAGAGUCUAAAAAUGAGCAUUUAAGGUUAAGCUGUACCAAAUUGAAGUUCCUAGUAACUUUGGAAGGCACCCAGACUGAAGUUAGGAAAUGAAAUAAAAUAGAGGAAACGUGUAGAUGUUGCCCCCCAAGGAAGUCAUUUCUGAGCCCAUCACAGGAAGCCAGGACCCACAGGCUUAAUCAGUCCAGCGUCUCUCGACUGACAGUAUCUUCAGGCUGCUGGCUGAGAGGGCCCUUGUCCUUUCCAUCGAUGGCCUUGCAGGUGUCAGCUUGCCUGGUGCAGCUUUGGAUCUGGUAAAACUCUUGCAACAUCCCGGGGUAUCUUCCUAGUAACGUGGCUACCCUGCCCUAACUCAAGCAAGGGAACACCCAAUAUCCUGAAGAAGGUUUGCAAGCUGCUUCCCAGGGGGAAAUUCUCCACCCCGAAGUACAUUUCUCUAAUUUUGUUUACACUUCUUUUAUUUUAUCCAAAAAUAGAAUUCUUACUGAGGCUAAAGUCAUCAUUCCCUAGUAUGGUUGUUCCUAAGCCCCCUUAUCCUCACACCUUCUGCUCCCAGCGAAUGAGGUAGCUCACUAGAAGGACUAGGCUCAAAAACCACCAUCCAAGAUGGCAGGGGAUGCCAGAUGAGAUUGUCCAGCCCUUUGCCCUUCUUGCCAUGCGUAUGCAGUUAAAUCAGUGAAACUGGACAAAUUGAUCCCUUACCCUGGGCCAAAGUUCUCACCUCUCUGAAGUGGAGAAAUUUUUGAGAAAUAAUCACAAAUGUUGACCUGAGCCCUAGGAGACUCACCAAAGACAGUAGGUUUCACUGAGACUCAGAGGAAAGAUGAAAAGAUGUUCAAAGAUUUUUAGGAGGUUUUCAAUCACAAGAACAAAAAAUGAAAGCAAGAUACGCUGGGGAAAAAAAAGCAAGAUAUGAAUCCUUUUCAGUUACUUAGGAAAAGCUAACUCAAAGCCCCCAGCAUAGAACCAUUCCAGUUCAACAAAGUUUGACCACAUUCCUGCCUCUCUUUCCUUCUUCGAAGGAAACUCAGUAUUUCAGAAGCAGAAUUAAAUGAAGGACUUGGCAAGACAGAAGGAUCUCAGUUUCAGUCUCUCCCUUGCUUCAUUGGCCCAAAUGUUUUGCUUGAAGAGGUCAAAAUUUAAGACGCUGCCAAAGGAUGCAGGAAGCAUUUUUUUAUUCUUCACAAGCUCAACUUUUGUCUUCCUCCUGUUGUAGUCUCUUUAUUUCUUGUUUCUCACAAACAUUCAAAAAUAGUCUCAUGCACCCACGUUGCUUAGCUUCCCCCUCCAACUUAAUAGAACUGUUAGUCUGAUAAAACAAUGUCAGAAACAGAAUUCCUUAAAACAUGCCCCCUAUCCAGCUGGCUAACUUAAUCCAUCUGAAAGUCUUAAAUCAGGUAUAAUGUCAUUGAGUUUUUUUUUUUAAAUCAAAACCUCUCCUCCCUUAUUUCUAUACCAAAUGAGGCAGUGAUCUACAUAGUAGUCUCCUCUCUGCCUGUGGCCAGUUCCGUUUGUUUAUUUGUAUGUUUGAGUAUUUAUUUUUUUAGUUUUGUUUUGUUCUCAUUUUUGUUCUUUGGUGGUUGUUGCUUUGCAUUGUAAAUACCGUGAGAGGAAAUCCUCCUCAAAACAUGGAUUAUUUAAUAAUUUAUUUCCUAUUUAUUGAGUGAUAUUAGGGAAGGAGAGAGACCACCUCCUCCACUGAAUUGCUAGUGAAAAUAGGUCCAUCUCAGCUCAGGUGCUGCUGUCUGCAGCAGGAGAUUAUCAGCCAGGUAAUGAGUGCUAGAAUCACCGAACAAAUUGGAAUUGGCAGAAACAGAGGCUUCCGUCAUACAAAUUAAGCCCAAAUGGAACUAAAACACUGGUUAUCUCUGGGAAACCUCAUUUAGAUGGAAAUUAAUUGAAGAAUAAAAUGCCUGUGCAUGAACCAACUUAUAUUAAAAAGUCAAAACUCCUUGAAAGAAAAAAGAAAGAGAAAGAAAAUUGUAACCCUGCUUCUACAGCCAAGAGUAGCUAUGCCUCACCAUCUCGUGAGCUAAACCAGAGAAUGGAAUGGCAAUCCUUUGUGACUCUCUUGCCUGUGUGUCUGUGGGGAUGAAAUGGAAUGGGUCUUGGGGGCCUCAGUCUUACCAUCUGUAAAGUGGGGCUUGACCUCAGUGUUGUUGGCAGCAUGGGCUGGGGGACUUUAGCUCUGAUGCUACUGAUUCCAUACAGUUGGAAAGUGUCUCUGUGUCUUCUGCUGUAGGUUAAGGGUGCCCACGAAUGAAAGAUACAAAAGGAUAGGGCACAGACAUCAUUUUCUGAGACAGGUUGCAACAGCUGGAUCCUGUGGUCAGAUUUGGAAGACCUUCAGGUGCCAUGCACUUUGAUAACUCUUUGUAGUCCUAACUCCUCUGUACUUAGUUUGAACUUCUCUCCAAGCCCACUGAUCCUGAGUCAUCAUGAGAAAGAGCAAACUGGCUUUGCGGGCCCUGGAUUUAACUACUGUUCAUUGUCAGAUUAUAUUUUGUACAAUCAUUCCAAUAAAACAGUGAUAUGGGUCCUGUGACCAUUUUUCAGAUGGAAAAACUGAGGCCUGGCAGGAAACUGUCAUGCUCAAACUCCAUUAAACUUGGAUCUGCCUGGCUCUAUGUCCCCACACUCCCUUGGUAGUCCUUUCUUCAGAGCCCUGCGCUCUGAAGACCUUUUCUUCUGCACUGUAACUCUUCUCCCCUUACUCUUAGCUGUUCCCUCAAGUGGUAAUUGACCUGGGAGCUAGCAGAACCCACCACUUUGGCCCAGGUCUUAGUGUACCUCAAGCCUAUAUAGGUCUCUUUAUUGAGGACUGGCACUACCAUUUGGAAAAUCCCAAGCCAGAGGACCCAUCACCAGCCCAGCGCAGCCUGACAAGCCAGUCUUUGCCUGGAGCAUCCACGUGGGAAAGAAAGAACCUGCUGUGUCCUCCAGCAUCCUAGGACCGUGUCCUCUACCCAGCUACACAGUGGCCGUGGCUUGCUUGAUUUUUGGUUUCCACAGCUAAGCAUCACCCUCCCGGGGUUUCCGGGUUUUCAGCCUGUAUGAAACAAGUCAUUGUUCUAAUUAAAGGUCCCAUGCUAUGGUGUUCUCACAA
Messenger RNA from Cavia porcellus (domestic guinea pig), 7810 nucleotides. RefSeq names its product serine/arginine repetitive matrix 4 (gene Srrm4). The record is from RefSeq and is a predicted model, not a curated record. Gene Ontology annotation, molecular function: mRNA binding. Gene Ontology annotation, cellular component: nucleus. The transcript is spliced from 13 exons. Lineage: Eukaryota; Metazoa; Chordata; Mammalia; Rodentia; Caviidae. Gene Ontology annotation, biological process: mRNA processing; regulation of RNA splicing; neuron maturation. The coding region runs from base 426 to 2252 and encodes 608 amino acids.